AUGACUACCAUGGCCGAGAGCCACUUCACUCCCUCUGCUUUGCAGGUUGACUUUGACAAGAACAUCACCAAGUUGUAUGAGGCUAUCACCUCUAGCAACUGGGAGGUUGCGGUCGCAUGCGCCCAACAACGCCCUGCUGAAUCCAAGACUUGGGUCGUUCGCCACUAUGAUGACCAAGGCGAUGGUGCCAAGGAAGUCAUGUGGCGUUUCCUACCUAUUCACAGUGCUUGUGCUCGUCAGCCUCCUGCCGCUGUUAUCCAGGCUUUGGUCAGUUCCUACCCCGAUGGUGUCAAGUGCAUUGAUGACCAAGGAAUGUACCCUCUUCACUAUGCCUGCGGUAACCAAGCUUCUCGCGAUGUCAUUCGUCAAUUGCUUAUGGCUUACCCACAAGCUGCUAAGAAGAGAGAUCCCCGCGGAAUGCUUCCAAUCCACUACUUGACCUGCUGGGGACCAAGCUCCAUUUCAGUCGUCGACAUGGUCUUGGUUGCCAACCGUGAGGUUGCUAACGCCCAGGAUGUGGAUGGAAACACUCCCAUGGAUCUUGCAAAGGAGGGAGAAUAUCCUGAACGCGAUGCUGUCAUUGCGGCUUUGAACCGUUGGGUCACUGAAGAGCAAGAAACCCGUGGACUCGUGUCUUUGAACAAGCUUCCCACUGCUAGUGCGCCUGCUAAGGAGCAAUCAACUCUUGACAAGAUGGAAAUCAAGGUUGCUAGCAACAGCCGUGGUUUGGGUAUGACCUGUGUCGGUUUGGAUGAAGCUAUUCCAAGGACUGCGGAAGAGAAGGAUAUCGAGAUUGUUCGUCUUCGCCAAGCACUUGAACACGCCAACGACGAGCGCGAUGGCCUACGUCAAACUCUUGCCGAGUUGGCCGAAGAACACGAUCGGAUGAAGAUGAAAUCAGUUAUUCUUGGUGACCGACUUGGGUCACUUAAUGCUAGUCUAUACGGAAUGAUGGAACAGCAAAACACUGUCCUCAAUUCGUUGCGCAAGAGAGAGGACAAAUGGACCACCGUUGCCGCUCUUCGCAGAGAGAAGAUGAAGGAACUACUCCAAUUGGAAGAACAAGACGAAAGUGAGCAAAUGAACGUGAAGGACAGUUUGCUGAAACAAACAAAGGAGAUGGAGGCCAUCCAAGCAGUCAUCGCUGCCGUCCGUGCAGGACAGUAG
Molecule: messenger RNA, 1167 nt
Organism: Cylindrotheca closterium
Lineage: Eukaryota; Bacillariophyta; Bacillariophyceae; Bacillariales; Bacillariaceae
Source: the annotation of a GenBank genome assembly